AUGGUGCAGAAGAAACUGGGAAACAUCACACAAGGCAACAUGCAGCCUCCCUUUGGCUUUCUGUUUGAUAUUGACGGGGUAUUGGUACGAGGAAAGACGCCGAUUCCUGUUGCAAGGAAAGCCUUUCAAAAACUGCUUAAUUCUCAGAAACAGUUCUUGGUUCCUGUUGUAUUUGUCACUAAUGCAGGAAACUGCCUUCGACAGAAGAAAGCAGACCAGCUAUCGCAUAUUCUGGGAGUGCCAAUUUCUCAAGACCAAGUCAUCAUGUCUCACAGCCCAUUACGGAUGUUCAAACGUUAUCAUGACAAAUGUGUUCUUGUGUCUGGACAAGGACCACUUCUUGACAUUGCUAAGCAUCUUGGAUUUCGUCAGCUUAUUACAAUUGACAGGCUGCGGGAAAUCUAUCCUUUAUUGGACAUGGUUGACCACGACAGAAGACCUAAAACUUUGCAUGCACCUGCUGUGGAACUUCCCAAGAUUGAGGCAAUUGUUUUGUUUGGUGAACCAGUCAGGUGGGAGACCAAUCUGCAGUUGAUAAUAGAUGUCCUUCUGACAAGCGGCUAUCCUGGGAAUCCAUAUUCACCUUCACCAUACCCACAUAUACCUGUGCUGGCUUGUAAUGUGGAUCUGAUGUGGUUGGCUGAAGCCCAGUCUCCAAGGUUUGGUCAUGGAACAUUCAUGGUUUGCUUGGAAAACAUUUACAAAAAGAUCACUGGCAAAGAAUUGAGAUAUGAGGCUUUAAUCGGAAAGCCUAGUGAAGUGACCUAUCACUAUGCAGAGUACCUGAUCAGAACACAAGCAGCCGCAAAGCAAUGGGAAAAGCCUAUUCGGACUUUGUAUGCCAUUGGGGAUAACUUAAUGACAGAUAUCUAUGGUGCUAAUCUUUACAACCGCUACCUUGAAGAGAACUCCAGAAGAGGUUCCAAGGCACGUGUCCAGGCCAAAGCAGCAGGUGGCACAGGAUCCACUACAGUUUCUCAGGAAGAUGAAAUUGAUAACCCUUGGGAAAGCGAAUUGGCGUCUGCUACUGCUACCAGCUGCAGGUCUGUCCUUGUUUGCACUGGGGUUUCCAACCCUCACACAGAGGUGCCCUCUGAUACCAAGGAGAGCAUAACCGAGACUGUGUUCCAUGGGCAUCGAGAUUUCAGGUUUGAUCCUGCUUUAGUAGAACCUGAUCAUGUUGUGCCAGAUGUUGAUGCUGCUGUUGACCUAAUCUUCCAACUAGAGAACUUUCCACCAAAUGAAAAUCACAGGACUCCCUAAUAACUUCCUUAACAUGGUUUUCUCCUUUAAAAAGGA
Molecule: messenger RNA, 1299 nt
Organism: Euleptes europaea (tarantolino)
Lineage: Eukaryota; Metazoa; Chordata; Lepidosauria; Squamata; Sphaerodactylidae
Product: haloacid dehalogenase-like hydrolase domain-containing 5
Exons: 8
Coding region: 1-1263 (420 amino acids)
Biological process (GO): glycerophospholipid biosynthetic process
Cellular component (GO): mitochondrion
Source: RefSeq, a predicted model, not a curated record